Molecule: messenger RNA, 1554 nt
Organism: Rhodotorula toruloides NP11
Lineage: Eukaryota; Fungi; Basidiomycota; Microbotryomycetes; Sporidiobolales; Sporidiobolaceae
Product: glucose-6-phosphate 1-dehydrogenase
Exons: 8
Coding region: 1-1554 (517 amino acids)
Biological process (GO): pentose-phosphate shunt, oxidative branch; glucose metabolic process
Cellular component (GO): cytosol
Molecular function (GO): glucose-6-phosphate dehydrogenase activity; NADP binding
Source: RefSeq, a predicted model, not a curated record
AUGUCGGGCGUAGCCGCUGCGUCGCCGUCAAAGACGGGCGAGAUCUCUGGGACCGCUUCGGGCGGCGAUUCGGCUCACGCACUCAAGGCUUCGACCACGAUCGUCGUUGCAGGUGCCUCGGGCGACUUGGCGAAGAAGAAGACCUUUCCGGCCUUGUUCGGCCUCUACAACAACGGUUUCCUGCCCUCCGACAUCCGCAUCAUCGGCUAUGCCAGGACAAAGAUGGACCCCGAGGAGUACCACAAGCGCGUCACGCAGUACAUCAAGGCGCCGAUUCCCGCCAUGAAGAAGAAGCUCGAAGAGUUCCUCGAGCGCUGUUCGUACGUCUCGGGCCAGUACGACAAGGACGACGGCUUCGAGGAGCUCGAGAAGGAGCUGAAGAAGUGCGAGGAGACGUACGAGGACAAGAAGGCGCCCAAGAACCGCGUGUUCUACAUGGCACUCCCGCCCUCUGUCUUUACCGUCGUCGCCGCCAACUUCAAGAAGCACAACUACUCCGAGGGCGGUAUCAACCGCAUCAUUGUCGAGAAGCCGUUCGGGAAGGACCUCGAGAGUUCGAGGGAGAUGCAGGUCGACUUGAAGAAGGAGUGGAAGGAGGAGGAGAUCUUCCGCAUUGACCACUACCUCGGCAAGGAGAUGGUCAAGAACCUGCUCGUCCUCCGCUUCGCCAACGUCAUGCUCGACGCCUCGUUCAACAAGAACCUCAUCUCGAACGUCCAGAUUACCUUCAAGGAGCCAUUCGGGACCGAGGGUCGCGGCGGUUACUUUGACGAGUUUGGCAUCAUCCGCGACGUUAUGCAGAACCACUUGCUCCAGGUCCUCUCGAUCCUCACGAUGGAGCGACCUGUCUCGUUCUCUUCGGAGGACAUUCGUGACGAGAAGGUCAAGGUCCUCCGCUACAUCCCCGAGAUCAAGUUCGAGGACGUCCUCCUUGGCCAGUACACGGCGAGCGGUGACAAGCCCGGCUACCUCGACGACGAGACCGUCCCCAAGGGCUCGAUCUGCCCGACCUUCGCCGCGUGCGUCUUGCACAUCAACUCUCCUCGAUGGGAGGGCGUCCCGUUCAUCCUCAAGGCCGGCAAGGCGCUCAACGAGCAGAAGACCGAGAUCCGCAUCCAGUACAAGGACGUCACGCAGGGCAUCUUCAAGGAGAUUACGCGCAACGAGCUUGUCAUCCGUGUCCAGCCGGGCGAGGCCGUCUACCUCAAGAUGAACUCGAAGGCGCCGGGCCUUGCUAUGCGCACCGUCCCGACCGAGAUGGACCUCACGUACAAGCGCCGCUUCAGCGACCUCAAGAUCCCCGAGGCUUACGAGGCCCUCAUCCUCGACGCGCUCAACGGCGACCACUCCAACUUUGUCCGCGACGACGAGCUCGACAUUGCCUGGAAGAUCUUCACCCCGAUCCUGCACUACAUCGAGGAGAAGAAGCCGAAGCCUCACGGCUACGCCUACGGUUCUCGCGGACCGGAAGAGCUCGAAAAGUUUGUCCAGGACAAGGGUGCCUUUGUCCGCUCGAGCGCCAACUACACCUGGCCCAGCACGUCGGUCCUCUGA